Molecule: messenger RNA, 2724 nt
Organism: Spirodela intermedia
Lineage: Eukaryota; Viridiplantae; Streptophyta; Magnoliopsida; Alismatales; Araceae
Source: the annotation of a GenBank genome assembly
AUGAAGCCCUCCUUCUCCCCCUCGUCUUCCGGCUGCAACCUCCUCGUUCUCCUCCUCCUCUCUCUCUUCUUCUUCUUCGUCUUCUCCGCCGCGGCCCUCUCGGACGGGGAGGCGGCGGCGAUCGUCCGCCGGCAGCUCCUGACGCUGCGGGAGCGCGACGACCUCCCCGACGACUUCGAGUUCGACGUGCAGGUCAACGUGAGGAUACGGAAUCCCCGCCUCCGGCGAGCCUACAUCGCGCUGCAGGCGUGGAAGGACGCCAUCAUCUCCGACCCGUUCAACUUCACCGGCGACUGGGUCGGCCCCGACGUCUGCUCCUACAGUGGUGUCUUCUGCGCGGCGGCUCUGGACGACCCAUACGCCGAGGUGGUCGCCGGAGUAGACCUCAACGGCGCCGACAUCGCCGGCCACCUCCCCGUGGAGCUCGGCCUUCUCACCGACCUCGCCCUCUUCCACAUCAACUCCAACCGCUUCUGCGGGAUCAUCCCCAAGAGCUUCUCCAAGCUUGUCCUCCUCCACGAGUUCGACGUCAGCAACAACAGGUUCGUCGGCGGCUUCCCGACGGUGGUGCUCGCCCUGCCGGUGCUCAAGUAUCUGGACCUCCGAUUCAACGACUUCGAGGGGCCGCUACCGCCGGAGCUCUUCGACAAGGAGCUGGACGCCCUGUUCCUGAACAACAACCGCUUCACCUCCCACAUACCUGAGAACAUGGGCAACUCCAAGGUCUCCGUCAUGGUGCUGGCCAACAAUCAGCUGGGGGGCUGCAUCCCUAACAGCGUCGGCAGGAUGGCCGCCACUCUGGAGGAGCUCGUCCUCCUCAACAAUGGCCUCUCCGGCUGCCUCCCGCCGGAGAUGGGGCUCCUGGAAAACUCUACCGUGGUUGACCUGUCGUGGAAUGGCCUCACAGGGAUGCUGCCGAAGAGCUUCUCUGGGCUGGCGACGGUGGAGCAGCUCGACGUGGGGCACAACGUGCUCACCGGCUUCGUCCCCCGGGGGCUCUGCAAGCUCCCGAGCCUCGCCAACUUCACCUUCUCCUACAACUUCUUCAAUGGCGAGGACGCCGCCUGCGUGCCCUCAUCGGCGGCGACGGGAGGGGUCAUCUUCGACGACCGCAGCAACUGCGUCCCCUCGCGGCCGCGCCAGAGGAGGUCGGAGGAGUGCAAGUCGGUGGUGGGUCGCCCCGUUGACUGCGGAAGAUCCAAGUGCGGUGGAGGCGGCGGUGCAGGCGGUGGCGGUGCAGGGGGUGGCGGUGCAGGUGGCGGCGGCAGCGGCGGCGGCUCGUCCUCUCCUGUUUCACCUCCCCGCCACGGGCAGAGCCCGGUGACGCCAGUUCGACCCACGCCGCCGCCGCGGUCGCCGGCUCCGGCGCCGCCGACGGUGCACCAUCCUCCGCCGCCAUCGCCGUCCUCGCUGAUCCGCCGCUCCCCACCACCACCAGCAGACGGAAGUAGCCCUGUUUAUCGGGCUCACCCACCUCCUCCUCCGGUCAGUUCGCCGUCCCCACGCAUCCAUUCACCACCCCCUCCUCUGGUGAACCUCCCUCCGCCGCCGCACUCUCCACCUCCUCCUCCGGUGAACUCCCCUCCGUCGGUGCACUCUCCCCCACCUCCUCCUUCUCCUCCAGUCCAUUCGCCGCCACCUCCUCCAGUGAACUCUCCUCCCUCACGGCCUCCUCUCCGACCGUCUUCGCCACCAAAGCACUCUCCGCCGCCGCCGUUGGGCUCUCCACCACCACCACCUCCUCCUCCCGUGAACUCUCCUCCCCCGCCGCCGGUGCACUCUCCUCCCCCACGGCCUCCUCUCCGACCGUCUUCGCCACCAAAGCACUCUCCGCCGCCGCCGGUGCGCUCUCCACAACCACCACCUCCUCCUCCCGUGAAGUCUCCUCCCCCGCCGCCGGUGCACUCUCCACCACCACCACCUCCUCCUCCCGUGAACUCUCCUCCCCCGCCGCCGGUGCACUCUCCACCUCCUCCUCCUCCUCCGCCGGUCCACGCGCCACCCCCACCGGUUCAUUCGCCGCCACCUCCUCCUCCGCCGGUCCACUCGUCGCCACCUCCUCUUCCGGUGAAUUCUCCUCCCCCGCCGCCGGUGCACUCUCCACCACCACCACCUCCUCCUCCCGCGAACUCUCCUCCCCCGCCGCCGGUGCACUCUCCACCUCCUCCUCCUCCUCCGCCGGUCCACGCGCCACCCCCACCGGUUCAUUCGCCGCCACCUCCUCCUCCGCCGGUCCACUCGUCGCCACCUCCUCUUCCGGUGAACUCUCCUCCCCCGCCGAUGGUCCACUCUCUACCUCCGCCUCCUCCAGUUCAUUCCCCACCCGCACUGGUUCAUUCGCCGCAACCUCCUCCGGUGAACUCUCCUCCCCCACCGCCUCCAGAGCACUCACCUACCCCGCCGGUGCACUCUCCGUCUCCAACCCCGGUGUGGUCAACCCCGCCACCGGUCUACUCCCCGCCUCCGCCGCCACAGCUUCACUCUCCUCCGCCGCCGCCAGUUAACUCACCUCCGCCCCCUCCGCCGCCAGUCUCGACGCCACCGCCACCAUCCUACUCCCCUCCGCCACCGCUCCCAUUGUCCUCCCCUCCGCCACCGCCUCCAGUAUACUCCCCCCCUCCACCUGUCCACUCGCCACCGCCGCCGCCACCACCAUUCAUCCUCCCGCCGGUGGAAGGCUUCUCCUACGCAUCGCCUCCGCCGCCUGUCUACAGGGGUUACUGA